AUGGCAGCUUGGUAUUCUAAUCUCUCAAUUAGUGAACUAAAAGACACAGUCCUACAUGGAAACAUCAAAAACCGUUUUAUUCUCUGAAAAAUCUUUCUUGGCAUUCUCCAAGGCCCAUAUGAAGAUUGGCUUUCCACAAAUUCAAAACUCCGUGAAGACUACAACCACAUGAAAUCAGCCCUUACCCCUUCUAUCAACCUCAAGCAAGCAGGCACCUUAAAUAACCCCCUUUCCACAAACUCAGAUGUAUUUUAUAAUUAGAGUCCUUGAUUUACACAUUUUAAAUACCAAGAAGAAAGAAGAGUGAUAAGAAUUGACGUGGAUAGGACAUUUCAAAAAUAUCAGAUAUUCCAGGAUGAGCAGAAUAAAAAUAUUUUGGAAAAUAUCUUAUUUGUAUGAAGCAUGACACAUUCUAUAGGGUACAACCAAGGACUCAACGAAAUUUGUGCAGUCAUCAUGUACGCUCUUUUAAAUGAGCCAGAAAGUGAAGAUGGAUUAGCAAGCUGAGAAUAUAUAGAAGCUGAUUGCUAUUGGAUUUUUAGUAAAAUAAUGGAACUUAAUAUAGAAGAGUUGUUUGUCCAUGAGAUUGAACAAUCGAAAAUAGGAAAUACGUUAGAUGACGUCGCAUGUUAUGAUAGAUCGAUAUUAAGAGAAACCCCAGAAAUGGUGAGAAGAAGCCACUAUAUUUUUCAUAGAAUUUUAAGUGUAACAGACCAAGAACUGUAUUUACAUAUCCAAAAAAGCAAAUACGAUCCUCAGCUUUUUUUCGUCAGGUGGCUUAGAUGCCUAAUAAGCCGCGAAUUUACAUUAAACCAAACUCUCUUGAUUUGGGACGCAAUGCUAGCCUGCCACAGCAUAAACAAUAAGGAGCUCGAACUUUUAAACUAUAUUUGUGCAGCAAUGCUCUCCGCAGAUCGUGAAAACUGUAAGACAUAAAUAGUGCUUCAUACACCUUGUGGAGAUUUGCUGCAACUAUUAAUGAAUCCGUUGACUAUAAAUGAUAUCCCGUUUGUGAUAAAUUCUGCUGUUAUGUUUUAUGAAGAACAAAUAGACAAGAAGAAGACAGUUCUUAUGAGGACUGAUGGGGGAGAAGGAACCUUAACUUCUUCACUGAAAAUGCUCUAUAAAAUGGUUUCAAAUAAAGCUGAGCAUUUAAAAAAGAAAACGAAAAAUAAAAAGCAAAAGGGAGCAACGCUUGAGUCAAUGCUCUUGUAUGUAAGCCAAUCUAAACUUAUGAUCGAAGAACAACUGCAAGCGUAAGAAUAAUGUAGAAAAAGCUUACUCCCCCCCCCCCUCCGUGAGCGAACAAAACCAUUAGAAAAAUCGCCAUUUUUUGACCAAAAACCCACCCUCCGUGAGUGAACAAAAAUUUUUUUAAUAGAAAAAAUUUUAAUGGAAAAAAAUUUUGAUAUAUAAGUGAUAAUUAGUAUAAUGAAAUCUAGAGCUAAUUCUGUUUAAUUUUAAACAAAUUGCGUUUUAAAACAUAAAUUUUGCAAAUUAAAUUAAUAUUUGCUUCCCAAUUUUUGCAAAUUAGGAUUUUUUUAAAUUUCGAAAAAAAUAUUUUUUAUAAAAAUUUAUAUAUAAAUUUUUUUUUAAAAAAAAAAAUUAACCCCCCUCCGUGAGCGAACAAAAAUUUUUUUGUUCGCUCACGGAGGGGGGGGGGGAGUUAGAUAAAGACAAAACAAAGAAAACGAUAAAAAAACUGAAAUAUUUGCUUGAUUACCCGAAAUAA
Blepharisma stoltei is the source of this 1732-nucleotide messenger RNA. The record is from the annotation of a GenBank genome assembly. NCBI's taxonomy places the organism in Eukaryota, Ciliophora, Heterotrichea, Heterotrichida, Blepharismidae.